UAAACUUAAGUAUGGGCAACACACAGUGGAGGAAUAUUGAUUGUGAUACAUUUGUGAAAGUACGAAUAUCAUUUAUCUUUUGUUUAGAAUUUGUUUCGAAAAGUCGCAUCAUCAUAUAUUUAUAGAUUUAGUUAAGUAAUUUGUUUACAGUGCGGUUUGAAAUGUGUUUUAGAUGUCAAACGAGAUUCAAAUGUAUUUACUAAUUAAAUGAACAUGGACCUUAACAUUAAUACAGAUAUUAAGGAAGUUUUCGGAACAUAAUCUUACAAUAUCAUUGAUGCAGUAUCUAUCAUCGCGAUUUUAGUGUUGCUGUUUUCAGAAAUGUUCCAAACAUGAUUCCGGGCAUCAAAUUACUUGAUAAAUAUUCAUAGUGUAUUGAUGGAUAAAAAACCUCUGUUGCUUCGAAUUCAAGGCAGGACAACUGAUUUAUUUGGCCAAGUGAAUGUUAUUGACACAAUGGGAUUUACUCAGACAAACUCGGCCCUAACAGACGAAGACCUCAAAAGUGUUUUGGAAGGAGAAAUAGAAAUUAACCACGAAUUUAAUUCGAGUAACCGCACGGGGAAUCAAAACAGACAGGAAAAUAAGCCACAUUGUGUUAUCAUUGUUGUUAGUGCUGAGAUAAUUCAAUGUAUGCAGCUUCACGAUGACAGUGCUCUGACGAGAAAAAUGAGGAACUUGCAUAGCUUCAUCCCAAGCGAUGUGUCGAGAAUUGUGGUGAUAACUAAAUGCGACAGAAUAUGCGAGUCCGUUUACCAUAACGUCACUGAAAUUUACAAAAGUAAAACAAUUUAUUCCAUAGUUCCAAAAGGCGACUAAGAUUUUUGGAGCACCAGAAUACAUGGUUUUCCCUGUUGUCAACUAUUAUAAAGAACUUAGUCCAAAUCCAGAGAAAAACGUUCCAAUUUUGUAUGCGUUGUUGUGUGCACUUAAUUUUGCAGCUGAUCGGCAAGAAUUGACAACGCCGAGAAAAAAGCAGGUUAAAUUGAAUAUGUAGGCGUAAGAUAUAAAACAUGUCAUGCGUAUGUAUAGACAACUACUUCUCUGGACUUUCCAGUAAGAACACGGUGUCAUCAUACUAUCGUUACGGACAAUGUGUGCGGAUACGUAACUGGCUCACAGUUAUCUGCCCCCGUUGACCAAGAUCCGGAUGUUUAUAUGAAAAAGAGUGCUUGUGUUCUUUUUACAUGGAGCUUAACAUAAUUUGUCACUGUUUUGCAAAACAUGAUAGUUUUAAGUGUAAAAAUUGGAAAAAUCAUUGCCUGUGAAAUUAUGAAAAUUGGUUGUUUAUAGGCUUAUUCCGUCUUGACCUCAGGGUCAUGCAUUUAUACUCAAUUUUGUGGGGCACCGUAUUGGUCAACCUUAUGUUUUCUUGUGAUUAAAUGAUGUGUCUUGGAUUGUUCUACAGCAGCCAGUUACUUGUGUUUUUUAUUGGGACUGUUUUAAAGUGAAACGCCAGGUUAGAUAGAUAUUGAAUGCAAUGUCUCUUAAAGUCAAAGAAUGACGACAGAACGAAGACGAAUACUAGUCACAAGAAGGGAAAUAUCAUAUAUAGAUAUAUUAGAUGACAAAAAUAAACCGAUCACACGCUACGUUAUUCAUUUUAAAAAGGACCAUUAAUGAUGGACACAAGAUUUCGUCGGAUUGCUGAAAGAAUGCUAAGAACUUAUCAUAAGGGACGAUACGUCGUGGGAAAGGGCCAGGCUGGUGGCGCGUCUAAAUAGUCCGUCAUUGAACUCGUGUCACCUGUUGCUCAAGCGGUAGAAGUGGCAACUAAAAGGUUGCUUGGAUAAAACGAAACGAAAGUGAACCUCCUAGAAAAUAGGCUUGAUUGAUUGGACCACUGAGACAUCUUGACUAACUUAACGGAUAGAAACCUUUACUUAAUCAAACCUUUUUCAGAACGAUGAAUCGUCUUGUGUAUACUGCUUAAAAUAUAUACUGUUUUGCUACUACAAUGCUCGAUAAUAGCAUUAAUAUGUAGAAAUAAUAUUAUGUAACUGUUUGCUAACCCGGACUUAAAUUUAACAGGUUCACCAGACGACGAAAAUUCAUGAGUCUAUUAAUCCAUUCGGAAUUCCUCGGACAUUUUCAAGAAAAACAAACUCGGGGUAUGCCGGUACAUCGGUAGAAGAAGUUCGUAAAAUUUUGAAUUAUAUCAUUACUUUAAUGUGGUGUUUAAGCUCGAACUUGUAAAAUCUAAGUUAAAAUUUAUUGCCAGUAAUGUUUAUUACUGCAAACAUAAUUAAGAUUACCAAGAAAUAAGUCAUUAAGUGUAUCUGCUUAAUUGAAAUUACCAUGCGAUCUACUUGCAGCGCAAUUAAAGUGUACCGAUUUCUGACAUUUCAAACCGUCAUCCAAUGUAGUUUACGACAAUAAUGGACGAGGAGAUCCGAAUGUCCAUAACUUAUCAAACAUUUUUGCUCGCAAGUGAUUAAACGUUCGAUGUGGGUUUCACAGUUAUAGACAAUGAUCGUCAAACCAUUUCGCUUGAUACCAAACACGACUAUUUUCGGUCGAAACAUAAGGAAGAAACAUAACUUAUACAAACAACUUAUUUAUUUUAAGCCCAUUUCUAGGAAACGGUAAAAGAUAAAAACACCUGUUUUCUGGAUUAGCUGAAUGUGACGUAUCGAAUAGUAUCAUAAACUCAAUGUUUCACGUAUGGUUGAUUUUCACUUUAAGUUGAACCAAUUGUCGCGACUAUUUUCGAUACAUUAAUAACCGAAUACUCGUCCGCCACUCGUGAAAAUAUGUUUUCCGAUGACAUUCGUGAAAUGAAAUACGAUACUACACCGAAAUUAAUAAAAUUUCUUUAUAUCGUACAAUAAUGCUCCAAAACCCUUUAUAUAAAAGUACUGGAUGCAAAACGCUGAUACAUUUUUCCUGUACACACUUACAUAUGCAAACGUGAAUAUUCCCUUAGGUUUCAUACUGCAAAAGCGAUAAUGGACAGAUUUAAUAUAUACACCAAAUAUAAGAAAAUGUUACAUGGAAGUAUUGUAAAAUAGUUGUCGAAUGUGUACUUGUGUUGUUUAACCAUCUGUAAGCAUAUUUUCCGACUAUUCUAUUAUUCGACUUUUUUCUAAUUCAGCUACAGGUUUGUUGGUUUUUUCCCAGGGGUAAACAUCUAAAGGCAUCUUAAAAAAUGACUAAAAAUGUUUACAAAUUUAUCAUUAUUGGAUUUCUGCUAAUAAUACCGUGAAAUGAAUUGGAUAUUUUGUUCUUGAAAUUUGCAAGAUAAUGUGUAAUGAUAACUGUCACCAAUGUCUGACAGACAUAGCAGACCCCGUCUGUGUACAUAUUCUCUUCAUUGACAUGCUAAUUUUUCAUUUGGAAAUCUUUAGUUACAUGCUCUUAGUUUAUAUGAAUUUAAUGCUAGAUGAAAUUAUUGCGAAAUGUAUUUCUGGUUCAAUGUUUUCUUUAAAACUGUUGUCAACUCUUCCUUUUUGAGACGACGCAUUUUUCCUGCUAAAAUUGUAAGUUUUGGUUUUUCAUGUUUUCAAAAUACUGUUACCUCCAAACUAUGGCAACAGUUUUUAUUGUUGUUUCUUUUGUUGUUGUUUUUUAUUUUUGUUUUUUCAAUUACCUUUAUAUUGCAUAUAAAAAUCAAAUGCGUAACUAUUACCGCUGCCCAUUCUGACUUACUCCAGUACACAAUAAAAUAAGUGGUAAAAACUCGUAUAUUUCACGCACGGACUGAUCUCUUGGUUUUUAAUUUUCAACAGUUAAAUGACCAUGCAUUACCGAGUGCAAAUCACACGUACAGAACAUUAAAACAAAAUAUUUUUUCUUUAAAAAAAAUGAAAAAAUAGUUUUUUUUGUUUUUUUUUUAUUCCCGAUGCUCAUUGUUAUUAAAUGUAUUGUGAAUAUUUAUGUAUUCUGUCUAAAAAUCUUUAAUCAGAGAAAAACAUUUAGUAACUUGUAUUUUGUUUCGGCAAGCUUCAAUAAUUUUGCUAACUAUGUUUAAUAUAGUUCUAUGAAAGAAGGUCUCUGAAUAGAAGCAAAAAAGAAUCUUGUGUAUCAUUUCGGUAAGAUUAAUAUUGAUUAUUACUGAACUAUAGAUAAGAACAUACAAAUCCAAACUGUUCUUGAUAAAUGUACAUAAUAUAACUCAUUGAUUAAAUAUCGUGUACCAUGCCCUUAUCCAAUUUGCAUGUAUAUUGUUGACUGAUUUAUUGUUUAAACAUUAUUUGUUAUUCAUCUUCUUUUAACGGAGGA
Mya arenaria is the source of this 4221-nucleotide messenger RNA. RefSeq lists its product as uncharacterized. Lineage: Eukaryota; Metazoa; Mollusca; Bivalvia; Myida; Myidae. The record is from RefSeq and is a predicted model, not a curated record. The transcript is spliced from 4 exons. The coding region runs from base 379 to 819 and encodes 146 amino acids.